Molecule: messenger RNA, 5396 nt
Organism: Penaeus monodon (black tiger shrimp)
Lineage: Eukaryota; Metazoa; Arthropoda; Malacostraca; Decapoda; Penaeidae
Gene: SPoCk
Product: calcium-transporting ATPase type 2C member 1-like
Exons: 16
Coding region: 540-3455 (971 amino acids)
Biological process (GO): calcium ion transmembrane transport; manganese ion transport; intracellular calcium ion homeostasis
Cellular component (GO): endoplasmic reticulum; plasma membrane; Golgi membrane
Molecular function (GO): P-type calcium transporter activity; ATP hydrolysis activity; ATP binding
Source: RefSeq, a predicted model, not a curated record
UAAUAUAUCCAAGAUUAUCAAAAUAUUCUGUUAUCUUUAAAUAGAUUAUCUGUUAUUUGUAGAGCCAUUCUCUUUACUGUUACCCAUAAUUAUCAUGGACAUCAUAUAUCUGAUAAGAUAUUAUACUGUGAUUAUGGAAUUGUUGUGAUGACUGGGCAGAGAUCAAAGAGCAUGGACCUUCAGGGUAGUAAUAAGACAAACAGUUUGAUGUGUGUUGUGAUACUAUCAAAAGGUACACUUUUCUAUCCAUGUAGUUGUUACUACAUACCUCUGUACCUCAUACAGAAAGUGGCACAUCACUCAGUUUGCUGUGUAUACUGAUCUGUUUUGACUUUGGACAAAGUCUGUUUUUUAUGUGAAAGUUUCCAGUGUUAAGGGUUACGGAGAUAAUUAGGAAAAUUGUGAUUAGUCUUUUUUUUUUCUCUCUUGCUGGAAAGCUUCAGCACCCCUAGAUAAUAUUCAUCAAGUUUCACACGGUUACAGUAUCAGAGACAUGCGAAGACACAGAAGAACACAGACACUAAGCAAGGCCUGAAACAAUGUCUAUGAAACUGUCUGCCAGAUCCCAGAGGGGGAACCCAUAUGCCACACUUGAGAAAAUGCAGAAUGGCCAUGCAACCACCAUCUAUUUAGGAGAGGGACCCGGACUCCUCUCAUCUCCGACCCCAAGUUCCGAGGAAACGCAAUCGACCACAAGCCAAAGUGCUGAGGGCAAGGGUGUUCCCAGUGGGAUGUGGGUGAAUGGGCGGGAAGCAAGCGGGCUACCAUGGGAGGAGGUAGCCCGUUUGCUUGUCACAGACACCAACAGUGGCCUGCCCUCCCGAGAGGUCAUGACCCGGAGACAAGUCAUUGGUUACAAUGAAUUCUCAGAGGCUGAAGAUGACCCCUUGUGGAAAAAAUAUCUGGGACAGUUUAAGGAACCUCUAAUCCUCCUGUUGCUGGCUUCAGCCUUUGUCUCUCUGUGUAUGAGCCAGUUUGAUGAUGCAGUUGUUAUUACACUUGCUAUUGUGAUUGUUGCAACAGUUGCCUUCAUUCAAGAACUUAGAACAGAUAAAGCUCUAGAGGAAUUGAAAAAGCAGGUACCCGUCACCUGCAUGUGUCUCCGUGAUGGUAAUGUUAAUGAAUAUCAGGCAAAGGAGCUGGUUCCUGGGGACAUUGUCCAUCUUAACAUUGGAGAUCGAGUCCCAGCUGAUUUAAGACUCUUUGAAGCUAAUGAUCUCAGUAUUGAUGAAUCCAGUUUCACAGGAGAAACAGAGCCAGCUGACAAAAAUAAUAACCUUGUCACCACAAGCACUUAUGGAACCUCUGGAAGCUUAGCCAAUAUUGCAUAUAUGGGGACUUUUGUUCGCACUGGCCGUGGCAAAGGCAUUGUCAUCAGCACUGGAGAAAAGUCCCAGUUUGGUGAGCUGUUCAAAAUGAUGAUGGAAGAGGAGGCUCCCAGAACCCCUCUCCAAAAGAACAUGGAUGAGCUAGCCAAGAAACUCUCCAUAUUCUCCUUCUGUUUCAUUGGGGUUGUGUUUGCUCUUGGCCUGUAUCAGGGAAUUCCCAUUCACAAGAUCUUCAAUAUUGCUGUAAGUUUAGCUGUAGCAGCAAUACCAGAGGGCUUGCCCAUAGUUGUGACAAUGACACUCUGUCUAGGAAUUCGUCGUAUGGCCCAGCGCUCGGCUUUAGUAAAAGGUUUACACACAGUGGAAACUCUUGGUUGUGUCACAACAGUUUGUUCUGAUAAAACUGGAACUUUAACAAAGAAUGAGAUGACUGUAACAUCCAUUAUCACAUCAGAGGGCGAUGAGUGCCACGUCACUGGAGUAGGCUAUUCCUCUGACGGCUCCAUUGUAUUUGAAGGAGGCUACUCUGACCUAGCUAAUGAGGCUGUCACAAAGCUUCUGGAAACAGGUGCUGUAUGUAAUAAUGCUGAGAUAGUUGGCGAUCAACUGCUGGGACAGCCUACAGAAGGAGCCAUACUGGCUGCUGCUAUUAAACAUGGUGUGUACAAUGCCCGAGAUAAGUACCAAAGAUUGGAAGAAAUGCCUUUCAGUUCUGAAACCAAGAAAAUGUCAGUCAAAAUCAGGAAUAAAAAAACUGGGGAAGUGGAGUGGCUGGUUAAAGGAAGUGUUGAGCAUGUUCUGGCAUCAUGCACUCAGUAUAACCAGAGCAUGGCUACCCUCCCACUGUCCCAGGAGAAAUGUCAACAGAUCAUGUCAGCUUGCAUAGAUCGUGGAAGGCAGGGACUCCGAGUUGUUGGGAUUGCACGAGGUCCGUCCACAAGUGAGCUGAGCUACAUGGGAAUGGUUGGCAUAAUGGACCCCCCACGUGAAGGAGCCAGAUCUUCUGUUACUACUCUCCAGUCUACAGGAGUUAGUGUCAAGAUGGUGACUGGUGAUGCACAGGAGACUGCUUGUGCUAUUGCCCAGGCAGUUGGUCUUAGGGUUGGACCUGGUACUGUGUAUUCUGGUGAUCAAGUAGACAGCAUGGAUGAGCGCGUAUUGCUUGGGAUUAUUCAAGAUGCUACUGUGUUCUACAGAGUUUCACCCAGGCACAAGCUGCGAAUUGUAAAGGCACUUCAGGACAGAGGAGAAAUUGUCAGCAUGACAGGUGAUGGCGUUAAUGAUGUGGUAGCCCUAAAGCGUUCUGACAUCGGCAUAGCCAUGGGCAAAAUGGGUUCAGCUGUCAGCAAAGAGGCUGCAGAUAUGAUACUCAAUGACGACAAUUUUACAACUAUUUUGGCAGCCAUUGAGGAAGGCAAGUGCAUCUACCACAACAUCACCAACUUCGUCCAGUUCCAAGUGAGCACCAGCCUCGUGGCCCUCAGUCUCAUUGCUCUUUCCACGCUCUUUGGCUUGCCCAGUCCUCUCAACCCCAUGCAGAUUUUGCUAAUCAAUGUCAUCAUGGAUGGUCCUCCAGCCCUGACUCUUGGUAUGGAGCCUAUAGAUGAAGAUGUGAAAGUCCAGCCUCCCAGAGACACCAAGAAGGACCUCAUAACGCCCAAAAUCAUCCGCAAUUGUGUCAUCUCAGCUGCCGUUAUCAUCUGUGGGACUAUGUGGGUCUUUAGGUCUGAAAUGAUGGAUGGUGUGGUGACAGCCCGAGACACAACAAUGACCUUCUCUUGCUUCGUAAUGUAUGACAUGUUCAAUGCUAUGUCAUGUCGCUCUGAAGGCAAGUCAGUCCUGGAGAUUGGCCUCACAAGCAACUGGUACUUAUUUAUAGCUUUAACAGCUACCAUAGGCUGUCUGCUUGGUGUGGUCUACUUGCCUUUUCUCCAGUGGGUGUUCCAGACAGAGGGCCUGCAUAUCACUGACUGGAUCUACCUCCUGUGUCUGACCUCCACCGUGCUACUGGUGUCUGAGCUGAGGAAGUUCCUGGACCGCCGGCAGGAAUACUCUAAGGGCAUCCUCAAGAAAGGCUUUUGGGUGUCAAAAAAAUCAGCCAAGGCAAACUGGAUGGAUGCUGUGUAGUAUCCUUGACUUUUUUUUUUGCCUUUUUUUUUUUUUUUUUUAAUGCUGACAUCAGUAGAGACCCUUUUUGCAACAACAGAUAUGAUCAAGGUAUGAAGUGAACAUGAACCAGAGAUUUGGCAGGUCAUUUUGGCUUGCAUGAUGUAAUUUUUUUAAAUGUUUAUAUUCAACUUUACAUUUUCUGCCAUAGAAAUCUGUACUGAGGUUUCAGUACUAGUCAUUUAAUCUUUAUAUUAUUUAUAGAAUGAUUCCUAAAUAUAGACUCUUUAAUUGAUAUGUGAUAUGCAUAAGUUUGAACUAACAUAAGCAUCAAGAAGAUAUUUCAUGAUUCUUCUGUGCUGCAAGCUUAACUAUUUUUUCAUAUAAUGUUGAGAUAUUCAAUUUCUUUCCUAGUGAUCUGAAAAGUUAAUUAUUGAGAACAGCGAAGAGAUGGCCAUAAAUCUUAAUAGAUUAGUUUUUCUUUCUUGUUAACACUUGUUUAUUUGCUUGAUUUUGAGGUAUUAUUUACGGAAAAGAUAUAGUCUAUGAAAGGGUUCAUAUCCUUCUUUUAAAUUAGUAUGUCUGUCAGUGACAUCGGAAAGGAGGGAGAAACUUCUGUUUAAAACUGAAUCUGUUUUUAUAUUAUUUUUAAGUUGCUUGAUGGAAGAGACAUAUCUUACUAAAUCCUUUUGUGUAUAUGUUUAUAUUUUUAGUUAUCAUUACGGGUAUGUUUCCACUCUGUCCCUGUGUUAGACUUUUAAUGAGGAUUUAGGACAUGAUUUUGUAAAUAUCUUCACUGCUAGGCCUCCUUUUACCUUUAUUUGAUUAGCCAUAGGAUGAACAACCAUGAAGACAAAGUUAUUUACUCAAGAGUUCAGAAAAAGAUCAGAGAAGCAGUGAUAAUAUAUAUACUCAGCUCCACAUAUUAGUUUGAUGGUUCAUAAAUAUUUUUAUUCAUAAAACUGAAAAGGGUCACUAUAUCCAUGGUUUGUAAAGAAACUUCAAUUCGAUUGGAUUAAUUUUCAGCUAAUUAUGAAUGGGCUGUUUGGUAUACUAUGGCUUGGAAAUUUUUUGAACCUCUCAAGUGUACUUUUAGGGGGGGAGAAGUUUUUUAUUUUUUAUUUAGGAACUGUCAAAUUCUACAGAAAUGUCAACCAUAUGUACAUAAACCAUCUCACACCUAAUUGUAUUUGGCUUGGCUGCACUUUUCAACAGCAAGUAAAAGUAAAUGCACCAUUGUCGUAACUAUUAAUAGACCUUUUUGGAUUCAAGCAUCUUUUACUGUCAUUGAGCGAAAUAGGUAGGUAUAUAUAUAUAAACUACAUUAAGGAUUUAUAAAGCAUAUCUCAAAACAGUAAAAAAUAGGGAAAGAGAAAGCUCUAUGUUCCUCGUAACUUGAAUAAUAAGCAAGAUUGGUUGUGUUAAUAUUGUCUUGUAUUUGGCAUCUUCCCUAUUUUUGACCUGUGAUUAUUAAGACACAUUUCAUCACACUAUAUUAUGUCUCCCUUAAGAUUUAUAUUUGCUAUGCAUUUUUAUAAUAAUCUAAUAGCUAAAUGUGAUCUGAACUUAUGUAUAAUAAUAUUUGCUUUUUAUUUGCAUUUCUUAUAAUACAUAGCAGAGGUUACCAGUUCACAUGUCUUUUUUUUCUAUGUUUAGAGGUUGAUUACAAGGUUUUAAUACCUAUUUUAUAAUUUUAUGUGAUGAAAAAAAACAUUUUAAAUUUUGCUUGGCAUAGAUUUAUGAAUUCCAUAGCAAAGCAACUUUCAUAGAUAAUGAUAGACUUUUAUUGUUACAUACGUAUGCACACAUGUACCUUUACACACACACACAGAUGCAGUGACACCUGACAGAUUGGAUAUAUGUAGAUGAAGCCUCUCUGAUGCCCAACUUUUUUUUUUCUCUCUCUCUCCAAAAAAAGACAUGAAAAGUAUAUAUGACAGAAUACUAGCCCAUCAGCAUAUU